AUGGAGUUCCCAUUUUAUCAUGGAAACAUAACGAGAAAAACCUGUGAAGAAUUACUAAGCAAGAAAGGCAAGGAUGGCAGCUUUUUAUUACGAGAGAGCGAGAGCGUGGCAGGAGCCUUGUGUCUUUGUGUUUUCUUUGAACGGCUCAUCUACACUUAUCGAAUCUUCAGGGAACAUGAAGGUUACCUUAGGAUUCAGACUUCUGAAGACGUUCCACAACGGGUCUUCAAAACAAUAAAGGAUUUAAUAUACGCAUAUGAAAAGCCAAAUCAAGGACUCGUCAUCAACCUUCGCUACCCAGUAAGGAGACCGAAGCCCCCAAGGAGGAGAGUAAGGAAAUCCAAGGUAGAGGUGGAUGAAGAUUAUGAUGAUGAAAAGCAAAAAUUACAUAUUCUGCCUAAGUGA
Terrapene triunguis (Three-toed box turtle) is the source of this 405-nucleotide messenger RNA. It is a transcript of the gene SH2D1B, whose product is annotated as SH2 domain containing 1B. The transcript has 4 exons. NCBI's taxonomy places the organism in Eukaryota, Metazoa, Chordata, Testudines, Emydidae. The coding region runs from base 1 to 405 and encodes 134 amino acids. The record is from RefSeq and is a predicted model, not a curated record.